Messenger RNA from Peromyscus eremicus (cactus mouse), 1442 nucleotides. Its product is annotated as CD209 antigen-like protein B. Lineage: Eukaryota; Metazoa; Chordata; Mammalia; Rodentia; Cricetidae. The transcript has 9 exons. The coding region runs from base 10 to 930 and encodes 306 amino acids. The record is from RefSeq and is a predicted model, not a curated record.
GAAGAGUGGAUGGUCAGUGGCACCAGGUGUUCUAGCAAAAGCUCCAGACUACAAUCAAAUUCUGGAAUCAAGAAUUUGGCAGGCUGCCUGGGACACAGCCCCUUGGUCCUGCAGCUGCUCUCCUUCCUGUUCUUGGCUGGGCUCCUGCUGAUCAUUCUCGUCCAAGUUUCCAAGACCCCAAACACCCAGGGGCAGGAGGAAUCCAAGCUUGAAGAGAUCUACCAGGAACUGACCCAGCUGACAGAUAAACUCUUGCCCAAGAUCCCGAUCUCCCAGGGGCAGAAUGAGUCCAUGCAGCAGAAGAUCUCUGAGCAACUGGCACAGCUGAAGACUGAACUCCAUGUCUCCAGGAUUCCCAGCUCCCAGGGAUGUAAUGAGUCCAUGCAGCAGAAGAUCUCUGAGCAACUGACGCAGCUGAAGACUGAGCUCCUUUCCAGGAUCCCUAGCUUCCAGGUGCAGAAUGAUUCUAAGCAGGAGAAGAUCUACCAGCAGUUGGUGCAGAUGAAGACUGAACUCCUCCGCCUGUGCCGCCCCUGCCCCUGGGACUGGACGUUCCUCCUAGGAAACUGUUACUUCUUCUCCAAGUCCCAGCGGAACUGGAACAAUGCCGUCAAGGCUUGCCAGGAAGUGGAGGCUCAGCUGGUCAUCAUCGAAAGUGAUGAAGAGCAGACCUUCCUGCAGCAGACUUCUAAGGCUAAAGGACCAACCUGGAUGGGGCUGUCAGACCUGAAGAAGGAAGCCACAUGGCUGUGGGUGGAUGGCUCACCUCUGUCAUCCAGAUUCCAGAAGUAUUGGAAUAGAGGAGAGCCCAACAACAUUGGGGAAGAAGACUGUGUGGAAUUCGCUGGGGAUGGCUGGAAUGACUCCAAAUGUGAACUUCAAAAGUUCUGGAUCUGCAAGAAGUCUGCAGUCCCGUGCACUGCCAGCUGAGAACCAGCCCACCUCAGCUUCUGCUCCCAUACUCUUCUGACAGGUGGACGGACCUGUCUCAGGCUCGCGCCAGCUCCUCUUCCUGCCUGUUGGCCUUAGUGUGUUGACAAAGCUCUGAGAUUCCUCGUCUUCCAUGUGUCUCCUAGUUUCAUUUCUGUUGCUGUGAUAAAAUGCUCUGACAAAAAGCACCUCAAGGGAGAAAAGGGCGUAUUUUGCCUCACAUUCCAGCUGACGGUCCAUCACCGCAGGACAGUCAGGAUGGUGGAAGCUUGAGACAAUUGGUCACAUCACAUCAACAGUCAGGAACAGACAAAAAUGUGUGCCUGCAUGCUCACUCCCUCGCUUGCUGGUGCUCAGCUCAGUUUCCCCACUCACACGGUUUAGGACCCCUGCCCAGGGAGGGGUGCCAUCCACAGUGGGCUGGAUAUUCCCACAUCUGUCAAUUAAGACAAUCCCCCACACACAAGCUCACAAAACAACCCAAUGUAAGAAGUCCCUCAUUCACACUCUUU